AGUUUUGUAGAGUCCACUAGCAUCAGAUCCUAAAUACGAAAAUGAAGUUGUUGGUUGUAAUCGCUGUGUGUGUUAUGUCGACUAUGGCUAUGCCUAGGAAUGAGUUAUUGAAGGCUCUGAAACGAGUUCUUGAAGACGAUGAGCCAACCACCAGCUCGCCUUUAGAAAUUGACCCUGAAAUCCCAGCCGGGAUCGAAGGAGUUCGUAUGUUGGACUGGACCGUCAUGGAAAUGCUAGAAGAAGGCUGUCUUCGUCGUCUGGAAAGAGGACCCCCACCACCACCAAUGACAACCGAAGCACCAGAGGAGACCCCAGAAAGAAAACUCUUGAACGCUCUUAAGAGAAUGGUCGGAGAUGGCCCAAAUUCACCCCAUCCUAGAGCUAAUAGAUUAAUGAGAGCUUUGGACCAGUUAUGUGGAGCUUUAAUGGAAAGGUUAGACGGAGAGGAAGGUGGAGAGGGAACUGACGUUGAUAUGAACACUGAACAACCUUAAAUCAACCCUUUGCAUCUCUAGGUAAGUAAUAUUUUACAAAUAUGGUUUUGUUCAAAUAUUGAAAUCGAUGUAAGGUAUACGAGUCAACAAGGAAAGAUCUUGCCUUUGAUAACCAAAGGCGAUAUUUUGUCAAAUGUUAUUUCAGAGGCCAUCCUGGUCGCUCUAAGGUGUUGGAGUCAGUCAGCAAAGAUCAUGCCUUUGAUGAAAGUUGGCUUUAAUACUUUUUCAAAUGAACUAUGAACAUUUAGAUCUUGCCAUAGAUAGAAGCAGGCGCAUCUUUUAUUCAAAUUUAACAUCAGUGGUGUUACUACAACGGAGGUUGGGGCAUGUCUUCGUACACCUCUCCCGACCCCCAACCCCUCCACUCACAAAUUUCUUAUUAUUCAGUCUUUUAGUACCCUGUGCUGUUCCCCCCCCCCCCCCCCCUUCCUUACAAUCUAUGAUUGUGUGGUCCCUAUUCGUUAGCCCAAUUAGAUGCAGAAAAGUAGGACGUUUAACUCCAUUCAUUAUAUUUCAUUUAUAUUUCAGAUAACUCAACCAACUGAAAAAUAUCAAUUUUUUUUCUUACCACAUCUUUCUACAAUUAUCCUAAUUUAUUUACACUAUAAAGUUGUAUUAGUCUAUUUUUUCUCUGUGUUUUUAAAAUUCUAUGUUUUGUUUUGUUUUUAAAAUAAAGUAAUAAG
Messenger RNA from Lottia gigantea (owl limpet), 1177 nucleotides. RefSeq lists its product as hypothetical. The record is from RefSeq and is a predicted model, not a curated record. The transcript is spliced from 3 exons. Bases 42 to 494 code for a protein of 150 amino acids. Lineage: Eukaryota; Metazoa; Mollusca; Gastropoda; Lottiidae.